UGUGGGGUUACCAGGGUGAGCGGAUACAGUGAAUGCAGUGAUCCGGGGAGAGCAGAUAUAGUGAAUGUGGGGUCUGGGAGAGCGGAUACAAGUAAAUGCAGGGUCCGGGGGACAGCUAUAUAGUGAAUGCAGGGUCUGGGGGGAGAGCGGAUAUAGUGAAUGCGGGGUCCUGGGGAGACCAGAUAUAGUGAAUGCGGGGUCCGGGGAGAGCGGAUAUAAGUGAAUGCGGGGUCCGGGGAGAGCGGAUAUAGUGAAUGCAGGGUCUGGGGAGACCAGAUAUAGUGAAUGCAGGGUCCGG
Messenger RNA from Staurois parvus, 298 nucleotides. The record is from the annotation of a GenBank genome assembly. NCBI's taxonomy places the organism in Eukaryota, Metazoa, Chordata, Amphibia, Anura, Ranidae.